AUGGCUGCUUUUGGACACACAUUCCCCUUCUAUACUGGCCUCAAGCCAAUCUUCCCAAUGGACACCACUUUGGCCGUCAUCAUUGCCAUCUUUCUGACUGCACUGGUCACCUUCAUCAUCAUCCUGCCUGGCAUUCGGGGCAAGAUGAGGGUGUUCUGGCUGCUGCGGGUGGUGACCAGCUUAUUCAUCGGGGCCGUGAUCCUAGCUGUGAAUUUCAGUUCUGAGUGGUUCGUGGGCCAGGUCAGCACCAACACAUCAUACAAGGCCUUCAGUUCCAAAUGGAUCAGUGCUGACGUUGGGCUGCAGGUUGGUCUGGGAGGAGUCAACAUUACACUUACAGGGAUCCCAGUGCAGCAGUUGAAUGAGACCAUCAAUUACAAUGAGGAAUUCACAUGGCGCCUGGGUGAAAACUAUGCUGAGGGAUAUGCAAAGGCAUUGGAGAAGGGGCUGCCAGACCCUGUGCUCUAUCUGGCUGAGAAGUUCACCCCGAACAGCCCAUGUGGACUGCAUGGCCAGUACCGCCUGGCAGGACACUACACCUCAGCCACACUCUGGGUGGCAUUCCUCUGCUGGCUGCUGGCCAAUGUGAUGCUGUCCAUGCCCGUGCUGGUCUAUGGUGGCCACAUGCUGCUAGCCACAGGCGUCUUCCAGCUGUUGGGACUGCUCUUCUUCUCCACGGCCACAUCACUCACACCACCCUGUCCCCUGCGCCUGGGCACUGCUACACUGCACACUCACCACGGGCCUGCCUUCUGGAUCACAUUGACCACAGGACUGCUUUGUGUGCUGCUGGGCCUGGCCAUGGCAGUGGCCCACAGGAUGCAUCCCCAAAGGCUGAAGGCUUUCUUCACCCAGAGUUCAGGAGAGGAUCCUGCGCCGGAAUGGAAUCCUGAAGAAGGGGGACUCCUGAGUCCUCGCUACCGGUCCACAGCCGAGAGUCCUGAGCCUCAGGACAUUCCCCUGUCAGAGGCUUCCUCUGAGGCAUGCUGUAAGAAGGAGCAUCCCAGAGAGCCUGACUGUACCCUAUAAGGCUCUUCUCCCUGGUGGCCACCUGGACUUCCAGUCUGGUUCCAGAUCUCAUUGGAGCCUCAUAAACCACCAGAAAUGACUGCAGGUUGGGUUGUUUCAGCCCCCCAGCUCCAAUCUAUAGGUGGAGAAGGAAAAAGAGGCUUUUCCUUUUAAAAAGCAAAACAAAAAGCCCUAAUAUGCUAAACAGAAAUUGGAGCCACCCAUAAACCCUGUCUGCAUGGUAA
This is a messenger RNA of Felis catus (domestic cat), 1253 nucleotides long. It is a transcript of the gene DUOXA1, whose product is annotated as dual oxidase maturation factor 1. Gene Ontology annotation, cellular component: endoplasmic reticulum membrane. NCBI's taxonomy places the organism in Eukaryota, Metazoa, Chordata, Mammalia, Carnivora, Felidae. The coding region runs from base 1 to 1029 and encodes 342 amino acids. Gene Ontology annotation, biological process: protein transport. The record is from RefSeq and is a predicted model, not a curated record. The transcript is spliced from 6 exons.